AUGAGCCAGGCCUAUGCUGCUUAUGCAGCUCAGGCGGCUCAGGCGGCUGCCGCUGCCGCCCCGCGGCAGGUGGGGCAGAACACGGGACCAUGGGAUGAGCUCGCAGAUGAGCACAACACUGGCCGGCUUCAGGGGAUUUCAGGGGAUGUUGUGGGAAGUGUCCCCCACCUCUCCGUGACGGGCUGCACCCAUACCACGGUGGGGGGCAUCGUGCGCGGGAACUUCACCGCCAACGGGCAGAACCACGGGCGACCGACCUACAAGAAGGAUGCGCAGGUGAACGGCUUGGACGUGCUGUACUACUGGGACGACCGCGAUGGUGCGAGCUUCUGCGGCUGGUGGUUCGGCCCCAAGGUGGGUGGCGACCAGGUCUGGGCCUACCAUCCAUCGUCCACCGCCAUGACGCCGCCCAAGACGGGGUGGAAGGUGCCCUAUGACGGCCCGGUGGACAACAGCUUCUUGAUCUCGCCCACCACGGCCUCGCAGACGGCCCACGCCACUGGGGUUGUGAGUCGAGGCUUUUUUGAGGUGAAGCGAGACCGUUCACGGCCAGACCACGUGGUCCGUGUUCUCGUGGGGCCGACCUUCAGCGCAGCACGGAGCGCGCCUGAGGCGCGCGUGCGGCAACAGGAGGAGGUGAAGCGAAAAGCCGCGGAGCAGCGGAUGAAGAUGGAGGAGAUGACCAGGCAAAAGAUGGAGCAGGAGAAGAGGCUGGCUGAGGAGCGCAAGCGGCAGCACAACGAGCAGAGGGCCGCGAUGACCCUCCGCCACUUCCUGGCACAGAAGGAACUGGCCGAGUUGAUGGCACAACAAUUGCCCUUGUGCGGCGCCAACGCGGAGAAGGUGCAGGCCGAGUGCGCACAGGCGGUGGAGAUCACCAUGAAGCGCAUUGAGGAGGUGAAUCCGAAGCACCCCAAGGAGGAGGAGGUGCUUCUGAAACUCCAUCCGCAGCACGAAACCCCGCAGCCGCCCGCCAUGACGCGACGCGACGCCUGCUCUUCAGCUCGUUGGGCAGAGGCGGAGAAAGAGAAGAAGAGACAAGAGGAGGAGCGUUGGAUCCUCAGGACCUCCCAGGAAACAUCGAAGGUAUGGAGAGAUGGCUGGAAGCUCUGCCAGCAACCGGCGCUCUCCAUUGGGGCGCUGACCGGGAUGGGGUCGCCGCCCGAGAAGAGGGCGGGGAGCCACGCGCCACGCUUCCAUGAACGCUUGGGGAAGUUCCAGAAGGUUCUGGAUCCAGGGAUUCACUUCCUCGUACCGCUGGUGGACCGGGUGGCGUAUGCUCACUCUUUGAAAGAGGAGGCCAUUGCCAUCCCCAACCAGCAGGCAAUCACCAAGGACAAUGUGACCAUCAGCAUCGAUGGAGUCUUGUACCUCAAGGUGGUCGACGCCUACCAGGCGUCCUACGGGGUGCACGACCCCUUCUUCGCGGUGACGCAGCUGGCGCAGACCUCCAUGCGCUCGGAGAUCGGGAAGAUGACGCUGGAUCGGACGUUCGAGGAACGGGAUGCCAUGAACCAGGCGAUCGUGCACGCCGUAAACGUGGCGGCACACGCGUGGGGCAUCGAGGUGCUGCGCUACGAGAUUAGGGACAUUAUCCCGCCGCCCUCCAUCAAGCAGGCCAUGGAGAUGCAAGCCGAGGCCGAGCGCCGUCGCCGUGCGGAGGUGCUGCAGAGCGAGGGCGACCGGCAGAGCGAGGUGAACUUGGCCGAAGGCAAGAUGCAGGCGGCCAUUCACCAGGCCAAAGGCGACGCCGCCGCCAUCCGCGAGCGCGCGCGGGCCACCGCGGAGGGCAUUGAGAUGAUCAGCGCGGCGAUGCGCGUGCCGGGCGGCCCGGACGCGGCCAAGCUGCGGGUGGCAGAGCAGUGGGUCGCCGCCUGGAAGGAGAUCGCAAAGAAGUCCAACACCAUCGUCGUCCCGGCCAAUGCCGGCGACGCGUCCUCCAUGAUCGCUGCCGCAACGAGUAUCAUGAAGCAGCUGGGUGAUGGCCCUAUCUCCGACUUCCCGCCCGCGGACGCCUCGCAGAGUGCCUUCACCAAAGAGGUGCCGGAGGAGGUCAAAGGAACAGAGUAG
This is a messenger RNA of Durusdinium trenchii, 2070 nucleotides long. Lineage: Eukaryota; Dinophyceae; Suessiales; Symbiodiniaceae. The record is from the annotation of a GenBank genome assembly.